Molecule: messenger RNA, 585 nt
Organism: Trichomonas vaginalis G3
Lineage: Eukaryota; Parabasalia; Trichomonadida; Trichomonadidae
Product: small Rab GTPase RabX2
Exons: 1
Coding region: 1-585 (194 amino acids)
Molecular function (GO): GTPase activity; GTP binding
Source: RefSeq, a predicted model, not a curated record
AUGCCAAGAGCUAAAAUCAUCAUUAUUGGCCAAUCUACCGUUGGCAAAUCAUGCAUUGCUUUGCGUGCCAAAAAUGACGAAUUCAAUGAAAACAUAGCUCCAACAAUCGGUGCAGCUUCCUUGAACUUAACAAUGAAAAAUAACGCCGGACAAGACAUCGAAUUCAACAUAUGGGAUACAGCCGGACAAGAAAAGUAUAGGAGCCUUGUCCCAAUGUACUUUUCAGAGGCUGCUUGCGCUUUUUUGGUUUAUGAUAUCACCAACGAAGUUUCAUUCAAUGUUUUGAACGAAUUCGACUCACUCCUUGCACAGAAGGCUCCCCCGAAUAUCAUCAAACUCGUAAUCGGCAAUAAAAUAGAUUUAGCUGAAAAUCGCGAAGUCGACAAGAACAAAGCCGCAAACUAUACCAAAGAUAUUGGUGCAAUUAAGUACUUCGAGGUUUCUGCAAAGACUGGCGAAGGAAUCAAAGAUAUUUUUGAAUACCUUGCAAAUCUUCCUGAAUUGCCAAUUGAAAAGACAGAAGAAGACGACUUCGUAGAGCUCAAUAACAUGAGUACACAACCAAAGCAAAAGAAAUGCUGUUAA